CAGUGUGAGUGAGUGAGUUAGUGAGUUAGUAAGUGUCAUUACUCAGAGCUUCCCUUUAAGGCUCUGUGAGCAGUCCAGGGUGUUGAUGGAGCUUUAAAUCGGUGGCGUGGUGGUUGUAGGACUCGGUGUUCAGCAGAAAGCCGAGUCUCUGUACCUGGACGUCUUUUCUUCGAGCCUCAGACAUGGCGAUUAUAACGUGUCGAGUUCAGUAUCUUGAGGACUCGGACCCGUUUGUGUGUACUAACUUCCCCGAGCCUCGGAGACCUCCUCAGUAUGACUUCAACGAGCUGGUGCCGCUAAAUUUGCAAAUCACCGGCGUCCAGAAACUGCUCCAAGCUCCUCUGAAGUUAGAAGAGUGUGCACUGCAGGUGGCUUCCAAUGGAAACUACCUGGAUAUAGAGUCUUCACUGGCAGAGCAAAAAGAUGAACUGGAGCAGUUCUACGAGGAUUUGGCUGUUGGCAAAAAACCCAUUUUGAUCCUGCGAACCCAGCUGUCAGUGCGGGUCCACUCCAUCCUGGAGAAGCUGUAUAACUCCCACGGGCCUGAACUGCGUCGCUCACUCUUCUCAUUAAAGCAACUGUUUCAGGAUGAUAAGGAUCUUGUCCCAGAGUUUGUGAAUUCUGAUGGCUUGACCUGCUUUAUAAAAGUGGGCGUAGAGGCGGACCACAACUACCAGAACUACAUUCUUCGAGCUUUGAGUCAAAUCAUGUUGUUCGUGGACGGGAUGAAUGGCGUUAUAAACCAUAACGAGACGGUGCAGUGGCUGUAUACGCUUUGUGGAAGCAUGUCUCGGCUGGUUGUAAAGACGGCUCUGAAGCUCCUCAUAGUGUUUGUUGAAUACACAGAGUCGAACAGCCCGCUAUUUAUUCAGGCUGUUAACACGGUGGAUAGCAAAAGAGGUAUAAAGGCCUGGUCAUACAUGGUGUCGAUUUUAGAGGAGAAGAAUGGAUCUGAUACAGAGCUCCUGGUCUUCACUAUGACUCUCAUUAACAAGACUUUAGCCGCUCUGCCCGACCAGGAUUCAUUCUAUGAUGUGACCGACUCGUUGGAGCAGCAAGGGAUGGAGCACAUCAUGGAGAAACACGUGAACAGCAAGCUCAUCGACCCUGACCUCAAACACCAGUUUACUAUAUACGAGAAUGCUUUGAAGCAUGAGGACGGAGAGAUAGACGAAUCGUCUACUCUUAUCCGUAAGGAGCGAAGGAAAGCCACGAACAGCGAGCAGGAGGGCAGGAGGAGCCGACGGUCCUCGGCACACAAUCUUCUGGAUGCGUCGGUCUCUUCCUCUCUUCCCGUUUCUGCGCCUUCCUCCCUCAGUCCCACUUCAGGUCCAAGCUCUAGCAACACCUCUCCAGUCCUCUCCAUCACGCCAUCCUCGCCCUUCCCAUCUACCCCCGUCAGCAGUCACCCAGUAAGAGUCUCCUUGAGUGAAUCUGAGCCCAGCUCACACAGCUCAACCCCGGUCAUGCCGUCUGUCGUAGUAAAUGAAACUCCAGCCAGCGAUGGCAGGGGACGCACUUUCAUUGGUCAGUACCUGGCUCAUAUGGGGAUUUCUAGGCGGAGGUUAAAAAAGGCGGGGUCCGUAACACAGGAGCCCUCCACUCCCCUGAAGAGCCUCAGCGUGUCUCCUGCAGUUUCUCCGCCUCAAGAGAACCAGACAGCAGAGAAAGAGCACAACCACACUGACGGAAGAGGACGGCUUAAUAUGGAGGAUAUUGUGAAUAAGGACCGGCCCGUACUCAGGAAAUAUGCAGACCAGUUUUUACGUCGUCUGGAGGCGAGGGAGUGGGAGAAAAGAAAUAGUAAAGAUGUGACAUCUCUGAUCAGCAGUGCGUCUUCUGAUCAAGACAAUUCUUCUCAGUUUACUGAAGAAGAACAGCCAACCCCAGAAGGGACGGAUCAGAAGAACGUUCAGGAACCCCAGACUCCAGUGGGAAACUCCAGUAGCAGCAACAGCAUUUCCCUGAGCACCCUGGAGCAGCCAGGAGAACCAAAAACAGCAGCCUAUAAUAAUGAACCAGCAGGGGGCAGUGUGCAUGAACACAGCACCCUUUCCAAUGACAGAAAGUUCAUGCUGGACAUGCUUUACUCAAAGUCUUCCACCGCCAGCAGCUCUGGGCCCCUGAAGAGCCCCAGUGUUGAGGACAGCAGUGUAGAAGAUCUUCCUAUCUCCAGCCUGGCUGGUCGUCUCUCCAGUCUGCGAUCUCGCUCCUCUCAGCAAAGUGAGGAUACCUCCAGACGGGCGGAGCUUGAGGGGCUUGAGGGUAGUGCCCAGGCUGCUCGCACAAGGCUGGCGGAGGAGCAGACGAAACGGUUGCGCCCGCAGUACAGCAUCGAUGCGGAGACCCACUCUCGGACACUCGAGAAGACGAUGAUGACUCCGCUGGCCAGGAACAGCAAGGAUGCAUGGGAACAUUUGCAACCCAGCUCCAAAGAACUACGCAUUAAAGACCUGGACUUUUCUGACCUGUUGGAAGAGGAGGAUAUCGAUGUCCUUGACGUGGAUGCUUUUGACACAGGCAUGACUAACGGUGUUCCUCCACCUCCUCCUCCACCUCCAGGAUUGGGAUCUCUCUCUCCACCACCUCCUCCACCUCCACCUCCCGGGUCUGGAGGACUGAUUCCCCCCCCUCCUCCUCCUCCCCCUCCCCCUCCAGUUCCUGGAGAUCUGGGUGGAUAUCCUCCACCACCACCACCUCCAGUUCCUGGAGAUCUGUGUGGACCUCCUCCUCCACCACCACCACCUCCAGUAAUGGCUUCUCUCUCACCACUUCUGAUGGCAGACACAGCUUUUGUCAAGAAACGGAAGACGGUCAAGCUGUUCUGGAAGGAGCUCAAACAGUCGGAGAGCCCGAGGAAAUGCAAGUUUGGACGGGGAACCGUCUGGGCGUCUCUGGAUAAGGUCUCGGUAGAUACCAAUAAGCUGGAACAUUUGUUUGAGUCUAAGGCAAAAGAUCUUCCUGUAGCAAAGAAAGGACCUGAAGUAAAGAAACUUGAAAUUCACGUUCUCGAUCCAAAGAGAAGCAACGCCAUUAACAUCGGCAUGACCGUCUUACCUGCUGUACAUGUCAUCAAAUCUGCUAUACUGAGCUUUGAUGAAUUUGCCAUCAACAAAGAGGGAAUUGAGAAAAUCCUCACCAUGAUUCCUACAGACGAGGAGAAACAGAGGAUCCAGGAGGCUCAGCUCGCCAAUCCUGACGUGCCUCUGGGUACAGCCGAGCAAUUUCUGCUCACUCUGUCCUCCAUCAGUGGCCUCACAGCACGCCUGCAGCUAUGGGCUUUUAAACUCAACUAUGAGAGCUUGGAGAAGGAGAUAGCCGAGCCCCUUUUCGACUUGAAGCACGGUAUGGAGCAACUCGCCAGGAACCAGACCUUCAAGCGUAUCCUAGCAACACUGUUGGCUAUUGGCAAUUUUCUCAACGGCUCCAGCGCAAAAGGAUUUGAGCUGAAUUAUCUCGAGAAAGUGACAGAGGUGAAGGAUACUGUACACCGACAAUCUCUGCUGCAUCACUGCUGUAACUUUGUGGUUGAGAAUUUCCCAGACACGACAGAUGUCUAUUCAGAGAUCUCGGCCAUCACCAGGGCUGCUAAAGUGGAUUUCGAGCAGCUCUCUGACAACCUGGUUCAGCUGGAGAGGAAAUGCAAGACAUCCUGGGACAACCUGAAGAUAAUAGCCAAGCACGAGACCAAACCCCAGCUGAAGAGCAAAAUGACGGAGUUCCUCAAAGACUGCACAGAGAGGAUCAUCAUUCUUAAAGUGGUGCACAGACGCAUCAUCAACAGGUUUCACUCGUUCCUCUUGUACCUGGGUCAGCCUUCCUACUCGGUCCGAGAAAUAAAGAUAACUUACUUCUGUAAGAUCAUUAGCGAGUUCUCUCUGGAGUACCGCACCACAAGAGAUCGGGUCCUCACCCAAAAACGCAAACGAGCAGCCCACCGGGAACGCACCAAGACCCGUGGCAAGCUCAUCACUGAGACGGAAAAAUUCUCUGGAGCCGUCCCAUCCAUUACCCAGGAGAGUCCUUCCCCGGUCGCUAUGGCAACAGAAGCCGAGCCAGCCCAAGAGGAACACGAGAACAUGAAGAACCUUCUAAUCGUCAAUGACGACCGGGGCAAACUGCGCAGAACGCGUGCUGUAAGAAGUUUUGGAGGUGUUGUCCCAUCGCCGAUGUCUACAGGCAAAGAGGACAGCGCAAGUUCACAGGACGAUGCUACGGACGAGAUCAUGGAUCGUCUGGUCAAGUCUGUAACUCAGAACCCUACAGAGAGGCAGUCUAGCCCUAAAACGAGGAAACGAUCACGGCUGAACAGGAAAUCACUGCGGAGGACGUUAAAGAGUGGUCUGAGCUUGGAGGUGGUGCAGGCACUGAGUCUCAGAUGAAAGAACCAGAAAUAUUUAAAGACUUAUCAAGAAUUGUCUGUGAAGAACUACAGGAUGCAAGAACUGAGAACCGGAGUGUGUGAGGACUCGUGCUUCUCGGACGCCUGCACAUCUUCCUGUAAUGGAAUAAUGAAUAGACACAUAAGACUCUUUACACGAAAGCACAAACUAAUUAUGCUGUCCACUUUUUAUAUAUAUAUAUUUGGUGAAUAAAGUAUUAAAUUGCCAGACAUUUUUAUUAAAAAAUAAUUUAUAUACAACUCAACGAUGAUGCACAUAUUAGAGUAUUUUGUACAGGUUCAAAAAAUUUUUUUUCUUUUAUAUAGUAUAUUUUCUAGUAGCACAUUCUAAGGGGUUAAAGUGUGACUGUAUAGACACUAGAUAGAAUGGAAUUUCAUUAAAAUUGCUCUUUUACAUGGAAAUUAGUUCUUGAGUCAGGAUUUUCGCUAUUUUUUCGCUAAAAAAUAAAAAAAUUGGUAUAUUGUUUAGCUGUUCCAGACUUUUAAAAAUAUUAACCACUUAUCUGGGUAAAUUCUUUAGAGCUACACUUUAUGAUUUUCACUCCCAAAGAUAUCAAUUUUAAUUUAAUAAAAUGUUGGUCAUGUUUUUCCUUUUUUUUUUUUUUUUUUUUAUCUACUAUCACGACACGACAGUUCUCUGAAUGCUACAAUACUUUGCAUUUUAGUUGUAGUUAUUAUAAAACCAUGUUGCAUGUUAAGUGUCACUGUUACACCAAAACAGGUUGGCGAAUUUUCACCAUGCUUUUUUUUUUUUUUCUUCUUAAACUUCCACUGUGACACCUGUUGAGUUCAUUAGUCAUGUUAUGCUUUUUGAAGGGCACUGUUUUCUUUUUUUUUUUUUUUUUUUGCUUGUUUUUUUUUUUUUUGCACAGGAAAUUAUAUGAAGAGUAUUUAGCUAAGUUGUCCUUCACGCUCACUUUAUUAUUAUGAUGCUGUGUGAGAUUUCAUAGUUUUCAUAAGUAAUGCAUGUUUGGUUCAUCUUGAAUGUAUUAAUGUAGGUGUGUGCGCCACUGUUAAGAGAUUGAGUCCUUACUCUUAACCACUUCAAGCACAUGCAUGCAAACUCCUUACUGCAAAUGCAAUAUAUAUUUUAUUUGAUGUGUGUGUAUGUAUGUAUGAACCUGAGAAAUUGACUCUGAAUGCAAAGAAAGUAAAGCAUCUUAACAGAGCUUUAAUCAAA
Messenger RNA from Clarias gariepinus (North African catfish), 5582 nucleotides. It is a transcript of the gene fhod1, whose product is annotated as formin homology 2 domain containing 1. Gene Ontology annotation, cellular component: cytoplasm; cytoskeleton. The record is from RefSeq and is a predicted model, not a curated record. Lineage: Eukaryota; Metazoa; Chordata; Actinopteri; Siluriformes; Clariidae. Gene Ontology annotation, biological process: actin filament network formation; cortical actin cytoskeleton organization. Bases 183 to 4382 code for a protein of 1399 amino acids. Gene Ontology annotation, molecular function: actin filament binding. The transcript is spliced from 26 exons.